GAAACACUUCUCAAAGGAAGGAAAGGAAACUACAUUCAAAUUCAUGGACCAUGUUUGUGAUUUUAAAAAGGAAGUGCUUUGCUGUUAGAAUUGGAAAGUAAUUCCUUGAAUAUCGAUCAGAGGAUGAAAUUAAAACAAUUGGAGGGACUUCUGCAAAAUUUUGAUGUGUUUGAGAAACCCAAAGUUCAUCUGGAACAGUACCCAACAACACCUCAUAUUGCUUCACACAUGUUAUAUACCAUUGACCAAACAUUUGAUGACAUUCAAGGGGGCACUGUUGCUGACCUUGGCUGUGGCUGUGGUAUUCUAAGUGUAGGUGCAGCAAUUCUUGGCAGUGACUAUGUUGUAGGUUUUGAUAUAGAUGCGGAUGCUUUGGAAGUUGCAAAGAAGAAUUUGGAAGAAUGUGAUGUUGAUGUAGUGGAGUUUAUUCAAUGUAAUGUUGCUGAUAUUAAUUCAGCGAUGAUGAGAAAUGGCUUCUUUGAUACAGUUAUUAUGAAUCCACCGUUUGGUACCAAAAAUAAUGCUGGUAUUGAUGUGAUGUUCUUAGAGAAAGCAAUACAUAUGGCAAACCAAACAGUGUAUUCAUUACACAAAACCUCAACCAGACAUCACAUAGACAAAAAAGCAAAACAAAACAAUGUAGAUAUGGAAGUGGUUGCUGAACUUAAAUUUAACUUGGAUGCCUCUCUCAAGUUUCAUCGACGUAAAUCAGUGGAUAUUGAAGUUGAUUUUAUAAGAUUUGAUGUUAGUGGAAGGUAACUCGCAAUUAUUUAAAAAAAAUAUGGCAACUGUGAAUUAACAGUCAGUCAUCUUUUUUUGCGAAUUUCCCGCUUCUCUCCAAUCUCAAUUCAACCUCUAAAGUUCAUACACAUAAAAUUUAAAUGUUUUGUAAUUAAAUGGAAUUCAAUCGGAAUGUCUUAUAAAAAAGAAUCUUCUUGAAUUACCAUAACUUUGCUGUUCAAUUAUUAAUUUGUUCGGUAUUGUAACCGGGUUAUUGUAAUCAAAUUCUUAGAAGAAAGUGCAUGGCCAACGAAACGUUUUUAAAAAAGCUAAAAGUGAUGACACAUUUAGAAUACAGUAACGCGAGAGGUCAAGACGAAACGUCACUGUCUUUUCAAUAAAUAUGCCCAUAAACAAUGCUGUGGUAGUUAUGCACUCAGUCUUUUUGUCUGGUCAAUAAAUUGCAUAUUAUUGAAUAAAAGAGGAGUGUGGCCUUCUAUAAAUAGAACGGACAUGACAGACAGCCUUUGCUGAGAAUGAGUAGCCGUAUGUUAACAACUAAAGGCUGUAACAGACUUUGAUCGGUGUACAUAAGAAUU
This is a messenger RNA of Dendronephthya gigantea, 1319 nucleotides long. RefSeq names its product methyltransferase-like protein 5. Gene Ontology annotation, biological process: rRNA methylation. The record is from RefSeq and is a predicted model, not a curated record. Lineage: Eukaryota; Metazoa; Cnidaria; Anthozoa; Malacalcyonacea; Nephtheidae. Gene Ontology annotation, molecular function: rRNA (adenine-N6-)-methyltransferase activity; nucleic acid binding. Bases 124 to 759 code for a protein of 211 amino acids. The transcript is spliced from 2 exons.